Sporisorium graminicola is the source of this 576-nucleotide messenger RNA. RefSeq lists its product as uncharacterized. The record is from RefSeq and is a predicted model, not a curated record. NCBI's taxonomy places the organism in Eukaryota, Fungi, Basidiomycota, Ustilaginomycetes, Ustilaginales, Ustilaginaceae. The coding region runs from base 1 to 576 and encodes 191 amino acids. The transcript has 3 exons. Gene Ontology annotation, cellular component: nascent polypeptide-associated complex; cytoplasm. Gene Ontology annotation, biological process: protein targeting to membrane.
AUGUCUGCUACCAUUGAAGAGAUCGCCGACGACGUUCAGGACCUCAAUGUCCACGACGUCGAAUCCGAUGACGCCGGUGCCGAUGUCCACGCCUCCGACAAGGUGUCUUCGCGCGCCGAGCGCAAGUCUCGCAAGGCCCUCCAGGGUCUCGGUCUCAAGAAGGUCGGCGGUAUCACCCGUGUUACCAUGCGCCGCCCCCGUGGUCACCUCUACGUGAUCGCCCAGCCCGAAGUUUACAAGUCGUCGCACUCGGACGUCUACAUCGUGUUCGGCGAGGCCAAGACUGAGGACAUGUCGCAGCUCGCCCAGGCUCAGGCUGCCCAGCAGAUGGCUCAGGCCGAGGCUCAGGAGCGCCUGCUCGCCGAGUCGCUCCAGAACUCGGGUGCCGGUGCCGGUGCCGAGAAGAAGGUCGAGGAAGAGGAGGAGGACGACGACUCGCCCAUCGACGAGGAGGGUGUCGACGCCAAGGACAUUGACCUCGUCAUGCAGCAGGUCAGCUGCUCGCGAAGGAAGGCCGUCAAGGCCCUCAAGGAGUCCAACGGUGACUUGAUCAACGCCAUCAUGAACGCCAGCUAA